UAUAAAAGUAAACAAAAACCCUAAUCUUCCAUCUUCAACCUCAGUAGCAGGUGCGGGUACGCUGCGGUCAAUUUCGUCGAUUUCUGAUACUGUCUCUACAUAUACCGUUCAUGCAAUGGCUCCGAAACAGCCGAGUACGGGUUUAUUCGUUGGAUUGAACAAGGGUCACGUUGUGACCAAGAAGGAAUUGGCUCCUCGCCCGUCAGAUCGAAAAGGGAAAACCAGCAAGAGGGUACACUUUGUAAGGAACAUUAUACGUGAGGUUGCUGGCUUUGCUCCCUAUGAAAAGAGGAUUACAGAGCUUUUGAAGGUUGGCAAGGAUAAGAGAGCAUUGAAAGUUUCAAAGAGAAGGUUGGGUACCCAUAAGAGAGCUAAGAAGAAGCGUGAGGAGAUGUCUAAUGUGCUCCGAAAGAUGAGGGCUGGCGGAGCUGGUGACAAAAAGAAGUGAGACCCGGCUUCUCUAACUCCAAUUUCACUAGUGUGUGUUAUGUCAGUUCCUGUAGUUUUACCCCCCUUGGUUUUGUUUAAUUCGUUGUCCCAGUGGGAGACUUGUUAUACUUUCAGAAAUAUUGGUUUUAGACUGAGACGUGACAAAUGGCAGUUACCAUAGUCAUGCUUUUUCUUGUUUUGAAGUCUUGGCAAAUAUUGCGUAGCCAUUUUUAAUAUUCA
Messenger RNA from Prosopis cineraria, 669 nucleotides. RefSeq names its product 60S ribosomal protein L36-3-like. Gene Ontology annotation, molecular function: structural constituent of ribosome. Gene Ontology annotation, biological process: cytoplasmic translation. The transcript has 4 exons. Gene Ontology annotation, cellular component: cytosolic large ribosomal subunit; ribosome. The coding region runs from base 116 to 448 and encodes 110 amino acids. NCBI's taxonomy places the organism in Eukaryota, Viridiplantae, Streptophyta, Magnoliopsida, Fabales, Fabaceae. The record is from RefSeq and is a predicted model, not a curated record.